GUGAGACAAGAGACAAAGCUCAUGUACUCAUGUGAAUGAUGCGAGCGCGAGUUGGGUUGAUUCAACGAGAGAUUACCAACUCUCGUGAAGUUUUCCAGUCUGGUUAGAGCUGUGAUAGUAGAUUAAGUUCAUGGGCAAUAAUGGACCCGAUUAGUGCCAGUUGCUUCAGUUUAAACAUACAAGAAAACAGGAAGGCCAUCAAAGAGGAGAAAAAACAAGAUGCGAAAUUCCAAGAAAUCAUCGUCAGUUGCAAAUCGCUCAGUCAUUACGAUGCGAAAACUUUCAAGACUCUACUUCCGCAGGUGAUAGCCUCCCUGUUCGCCGCCUCCCUGCACGUCGCCGUCGGCCUUUCUCUCUCCUUCUCCGGCAUCCUGGUGCCCGGAUUGGACAAGGCGCUCCAGAACGGCACCGACGGCGACGGCGAGGUCUACGCCACCAAGGACCAAUCGGCCUUCAUCGCCAGCGUCGCCGUCAUGGUGGUGCCCAUCGGUUCGAUAAGCGCCGGCUUCGCGAUGGACGCGUGGGGACGCCUGUGGGCCGUCCGGUGCUCCAUAUUGCCCACCGUCCUCGGUUGGUGUUGCAUCGCCAGCGCCAACGACAUCACCAUGCUCAUCGUCGGUAGGAUAUUGACCGGAUUCGGAACAGCUUGGGGAAGCAUCCCAGCGACCGUAUACAUAACAGAAAUCGCCAGAGCAGAUAUGAGAGGAUCCCUGGUGGUAGCCGCUCCAUCUCUCGCUUCGCUCGGUAUGCUGUUGGUGUUCCUGCAAGGUUGGUUCCUGCAUUGGAAAACGGUGGCGUGGUUGUCUAACAUAUACGCCAUCUUCCCGAUAGUGCUGCUGUUUCUGAUACCCGAGAGCCCGCCGUGGUUGGUGUCCAAAGGGAAGGUCGAGGAGGCCGCCAAGAGCCUCAGGUGGUUGAACAAGUACCAACCCCAACCGGAAAACAGACACGAGUCGUACGCGGAGCUGCAGCUGCACCUGUUGCAGAAGGAGCACCAGAAGAAGCAGGAGGAACAGACGCGAUUGGGCCACACCGGUCGAUUGGAUAAGUUCAAGGAGUUCCUGAAACCCACCGGUUACAAGCCGUUGCUCAUCAUCGCCGGAUUGUUUUUCUUCCAACAAUUCGCCGGCAUCUACAUGACGCUCUUCUACUCCGUCACCUUCUUUCAGGAAGUGGGAAGCACCAUGGACCCUUACCUAGCAUCGACGUUCCUGUGCUUGAUACGCAUGCUGAUGGCCUGCUCGAACACGUUCUUCCUGAAGACCUUCAACAGGCGCGCUUUGCUGAUAACCAGCGGCUUCGGAAUGGCCUUUUGCAUGGGAAUGUCCGGAUUGUUCACCUACUUAUUCAACCACGGUCGUACCACCGUCACCUGGCUGCCGCUGAUGUUCCUGCUGCUGUUCGUCGUGGCCUCGAUGAUCGGCUUCCUGCCCAUUCCGUGGACGAUGACGGCGGAGCUGUUCCCGCUGGAGAUCCGCGGCGUCGCCAACAGCAUCGCCUACGGCGUCGGCAACCUGCUGAUGUUCGCCUCGAUCCAGAGCUUCUGGAACCUGCUGGACGCGUUCGGCGGGUACGCCGGCGUGCAGUGGUUCUUCGCCGUCAUCUCGCUGCUGGCGUCGCUCUAUACCUAUGUUUUCGUGCCGGAGACGCACCGGAAGAAGCUGAGCGAGAUCACGGAGUACUUCAAGGAGAACGGGGUGUACGUUUUGUCGCUGAGGAAGGCGCCCGGGAAGGGCGCGAGGGCGGUGGAAGUGGACGCGGCGGCGAGGGAGAACGGGCAAAGCGAGAAGUUGAUAAGGAGCGUUUGAUUGGAGUUUGCAGGUGGAUGUCUAAUUCGUGUUUGACUGGGUGGACUGAGGAAAAGUUAGCCUACUUACAGGUGGUGUUGAUUAAAAGAGAUUUUGAUCGAAUACCUUUAAAACGAAGCUUUGAAAAACUUGUAUAAGCUGAUUAAAUGGGCUACUUUUCAUUGGGACAUCCUGUAUUUUUAAUUUGUAUAAAAUAAUAUAUUGUUUGAGAUUUUUUUUUCUAUUAAAGUAGGUGGCUCGAAAUUUUGAAACAAUGAGGAUUAAUUAUGUUUUAAAUUCUUCUACUUAAUCUUUUUAUUUUUUUUAUAAUAUUUAGC
Molecule: messenger RNA, 2125 nt
Organism: Phyllotreta striolata
Lineage: Eukaryota; Metazoa; Arthropoda; Insecta; Coleoptera; Chrysomelidae
Source: the annotation of a GenBank genome assembly